This is a messenger RNA of Porites lobata, 7861 nucleotides long. NCBI's taxonomy places the organism in Eukaryota, Metazoa, Cnidaria, Anthozoa, Scleractinia, Poritidae. The record is from the annotation of a GenBank genome assembly.
AUGGCUUCAGGAAAUUCAGACGUUCUGUAUAAAUACGAGUCCAUGAGAAUCAAAUGGAGUCGAUGUUUUGAGGAAGUCAGAAAUGAUCAUGUGGCUGACUCGAUCAAAACGUUCUUCCGCAACUUUCAUAGAAAUCACAGAGGUUUUACCUUCGUGGUUGGGGAGCUGUAUGAUGGGACAACUCAUCUGUUUGUUAAGCAGUCUAAAUAUCGACAAAUCAAGAAUGAGAUAGAGGAACGAGUUGAUGAGACUUUGCCAGACGUCGCACAGUUCAGGGAUGUUACAAUUAUAAAAAGAAGAAUAUCAUUUCAAGGUUUUCAGUCGUAUCGAGAUUUUGACAGGGGCACCCAACGGCAAUUUUCGGGAAAAUAUCUGUUCGGAAGACGAUUUGAGAUCUAGUAUUUUCGGAGCAUUUGUUGUAAAAUUUCUUCCUUGCCUGCCUCUCCUAGGAUUUUCGAACAUCUACAAAAUGGUAUAAUUACCCAUUUUCAACGGACUUUGACCCUAAAAAAGGCCACCUAGAAUUUUCGGGAGCCUUUUCCUGGCUGAAAUUUUCGAGAAGGUAAGUUUUUAUCCCUAUAAUUUUCGGAUCACUAGACUUUUAGCUAGGAAAUCCGAACAGAUGAAAAGUUUUUAGGGGAUAAAAACAUGCCUAUAUCUACCGUUUGAAUACUAAAAUACGUUCAACAAUGCUAUGUUAAGUGGUUUUGAACUUUUUCCCCGUUGGGUGCCCCUCUUUUGACAACGUCCUUAGAGAAAAAAACCUGGAAGUGGAAAGAAGGUUCGUAAAUUUUUGUGUAAUUACAUCCGGGGGUUAAGCAAACUGAGUCGGGGCUUGCUGGCAAAGGCUUUGUUGAUGUAGAAAAUUCUUGUCGUAUAUACGGCAUCAUGCUUUCUAGUCGCGACUUGUGUCAUUGUAACAUGAUUUAAAACGUUCGUUCUGAUAGCACUGUGGAACUGAGUUCACUACAUUAGCUAUUCUGAAUAUCCUUACAAAUGUAACUUGCAAAUUUUUGGGUUGUACACUGUUCCCUGUUGAAAAACAAUGGAAGAAGAAUAUGUUACGGCAAGUCCUAAUAUAAAGGAUAUUUAGAAAAUAUUGGCAUCUACUAACUGGUGACUGGUAUCUAUUACCUCAUUUUCUAUAUUUGAAUCAAAAUACUAUGAAUUCAGUUUUUUUCCAGGCGUUGUAGUCAGUUAAAGGAUUUUUCGUUUACGCUCUGUAUAACCUUAUUACAACGGUCCCGGCUGCGUUUAAGGUUGCUUUCGACUAGGAAAUUUUGAUGUAGAUUUUGAAAUCCGGAUUUCGGAUAGCUACUGUAGCUAAGGCUUGUCUGCUUCUAAACCGUUAUUUUCUGAUAAUUUUUAGAAGAUAUGCAGACGCAAGAAAAAAUGUAAGAAAACUACGCAGGACUCUAAGAGCAGAUCCAAAUGCCCUGAUUUUGGCAUUUGACCUGGAAGUUUACGAACAUGACCACAGUAUCAUCUUGGAGAUUGGCUACGCUAUGACAACAUUGAACAACCCGAAAAAGAUGCAAACGUUCCACUACAUCAUUAAAGAAAAUCUAAGGUAUGUGAGGAGUUGGAACUGCUAAGAGGGAAAUUGAAGGCCGACUAAAGCCUCAUGAAAACCUUGAGACUUCUCAGGCUAAAGUUGACAAUUACCAUAUCCUGUUGAUUUAAUUUACUAAAGAUUUCACACUUGCACGUGCUGUAUGCUAAGAAACGUAUUUACCUCAGUGUAUUCAAGAUAUGAACGUUUACUUCGGUUGGAAAUAAAGGACUGCCUCUAGGUCAGCAGUGACGAGAGAAGAUUAACAAAUAAGGGAUUACUGCUUAUUGCGUUAUGUUACAGAACCGAGCGAAGCGACGGCUUACAACUGAACGAUUGGUCCUUUCUUGAUUCUUUGGGAUUUUACUACCUUCUCACUACCAAUAACAAUAACAAUAAUAAUAAUAAUAAUACUUAAAUUAUCUUCUCCCCUAUGGGGCUUAUCGCGGAUAAUCAGGGAACAAAUAAUUUUAAAUGGAACAUAAAAACAUGGUCAUAAAUCCUAACGAGUAGGAGGGGAACCAGUUGGCUAUUUUACAAGCUUGACCGAGGAUUUUAACUCGGGACAACGGAGAACAAAUCCAGCUAGCAGUCCAGCGAAUUAACCGCUUGGCCAAGCUGCCUUCUACCAAAAACAGAGCAAGUAUUGGUAUUAUUUUUCAUAAUUUUACAGGUACGCAAACAAAGAUUUUGUGCCUGAUAACAGGAAACAACAGCAAGUGGUAACGUUUGCGCAUGCGUCAGUCUUUCUGGGAAGCACUUGUUGACCGGAAAUCGUAAUGGCCGAAAGCUGUCCUGAAGCACUUUCAAGGGAGAUUUUUUUGCAUACCCAGUCAAUAGCAGACAUGUGUUAUAGAUUGGAUACUUUGGCUAAGCCAUGUUGAAGUGUCAUGUAUGUGAGAAGGACCAUUUAGCUGGUUAAUUUUCAUCCAUUUGGCUCCUCUGAUGAAGCAGAUAAAGCGUUCACGAGGUCGUUUGUUGUGAUGUGUUGAUUUGUUGACAUUCAAGCGGUCACGGAUUUGUGGGUUAUCGUCCAUGAUCUGCAGAGCUGCUUAGCAUUUAGGUAAGAUAUACCCCUUCAUUUACUUUGUGAAAUGUGGAGCUGCAUCAUCGAAUGUUAUGUGUUAAAAUUAUAGCAGCCUGAAUUCAACGCAAUUUAUGUGACCCCCGUAUUUUUGUAGUAUUUAACCAUGACUGUACAGCGAAAUCCAGUUAUAUAUCCCACACAAGCGACUAAACAGGUUAAACGUCUCUUUCGGUCACUCCGUAUUUUCACUUUUAAUGGUUAAUUCAAAGGGGGAAAGUUCGAGUAUUUUGAUACUAUUUAGCGGCAUGAAAUCAACAAGCAAAUUUCCUGCUCUUACAAGUAAGGCCGUAGUCGGAUGUUUCCUUCCAUUUUCGAAAAUUUGCUUUUCUGGUUUACAUUGGUGCUCUAUGGCGAUUACUUAUUCUCGGAGAUUAAGAGAUCGAGGCAGUGGAUCGUGAAAUAUUAUUUGCUAAAACUUCGUUUAAGAUAGACAAAUUUUUCUUGUCCUUUUCAACCUUGUUUUCAGAUUUUUCGUGAACAUGUAAAACUAUAUCCCAACAAAACUUAUUUGUAAAAGCAUUGUUUCGGAACACUCUUUCAUUCUUGAAUGUUUGAUUUUGCAUCCAAGGGGGGGAACACUGAUGAAUUUGCGUUUUAAUAAUCAUGCACUGUAAGCUCUAAGAUUCAUUGACAAGAACCCUCACCAUUUUGGAAGAUGAUUAUUCUAUGAUGAUUUUGUUUAUACAUAUAAAAUUGGCGCCUAAAAGAAUUUUAAUGUUAUGCUUAAAAUGUUCACAUAAAGUCUUGAAAACAUAAAGUCUUGAAAACAAAUCUAAUCCAAGUGCAUUAUGGAAAACUCUAAACGACAUAACAUCUCGCAAAGAAAGAACUCCCAUCUCCUGCAUUGAGGCCGACGGUGUUCAAUACUCCAGCAAUAAAUCUAUCGCCAAGAUUCUGAAUGAACACUUUUCAACAAUUGGAACUAAAUUGGCGCAAAAGCUCAAGUCUUGUGGAUCCCACAUGUACUCGGCGCCUCCGGUAAACUCGAAUCUACCCCAUGAAUUUGCUUUCGAGCCAAUUACGGAAGACUUCGUUCUUCGUCAGCUUAAGCAGCUCAAAACCAAUAAAGCCAUUGGCCUCGACAAUAUCAGUGCCCGUCUACUCAAAGAUUCAGCCUCAGUAAUCAGUGCCAGUCUUACUAGAUUAUUUAAUCUUUUCCUGGAAACUCGCACCUUUCCUUCUCUAUGGAAAUUUGGAAAAGUGGCAGCGUUAUUCAAGAAAGGUGACCACUGUGAUGCUAACAAUUACAGACCCAUUACUGUGCUGCCAAUGAUCAGUAAAAUUCUAGAAAAAGCCGUGCACACCAAACUGUACGCUUAUCUUAAGAACAAUGGUAUCCUGACAUCUAAGCAAUUUGGGUUCAGACCGAAGUUAUCAACUUGAACAGCCUUAGCUCAUUUCACAGACAAUAUCCUCCAGAAUAUGGACGCUGGUUCCUUUACAGGUGCUGUUUUUCUGGACCUGUCUAAGGCCCUCGAUACAGUGGAUCAUCCCCUGCUGCUGCAAAAUUGACGAACAUCGGUCUUACCACCUCUACCACCCAGUGGUUUAGAUCGUACCUCACAAACAGAUCUCAAAUUACAUCAGUUGGAGAUGCUCACUCUGCAUCUACCGAAAUGCCUAUUGGAGUACCCCAAGGAAGUAUAUUGGGACCUUUAUUGUUUUUAAUUUACGUGAAUGAUCUUCGGACUGUCACCUGGCAAGCGAUAUUAUUCUUUAUGCAGACGAUACUGUACUCUAUUACUCAUCCAAAAGCAUCAGUGAUCUUGAACAUCACAUCAAUGCUGACUUGGGGACAGUGUCUGAGUGGUUCUCUAGAAAUCUCCUGACACUAAAUAUAUCCAAAUGUAAUUUUGUUAUCUUUGGAAGUCCUCAGAAACUGAAUCGUAUUCAAGGCAUUUCGGUUAAAGUAGAGGGCACUAGCAUUGAAAGAACACAAUCAUUCAAAUACCUAGGCGUAACGCUUCAACAGUCUAUGUCCUGGGCAGAUCACGUCGAUGCUAUCAGCAUGAAGAUUAAUCAGAGAAUAGGCCUAAUUAGGAGAAUCAGGAAUCUAUUGCCGCUACAAGCUAGAGUUGCCUUGUACAAUGCCCUAAUCCUCCUCUUUUUGAUUACGGAGACGUUAUAUGGGGGACAAAAACAAUGACACCAUCAUGUCAGAAUUACAGAUUCUACAGAAUAAAGCUGCUAAAGUUAUGCUGGGGCAACCACCCAAGCUCGUCAACUGAAGCACUGAAAAGUCUAGAUUUGAAGUCACUGUCCACAAGAAGGUUUUUUCAUCGCUGCAUUGCAAUCCACAAGUGUCUUAUUGGAGAAACCGAUUUCAGCUUUAAUUUUACUAAAAGUCAAGCUGUUCAUUCAUAUAAUACAAGACGCUCUAAUGAUAUUCGCUACCCCUACCCAGAACAAACUGGGGUAAACAAACUUUUUUUUUCACCACAAAAAGACUGGAACAGCCUUCCAAAUGAUUUAAAAGAGUGUAAUAUUUUAUCUAUUUUUAAAUCCAUGUUAAAAACUUUUUUAAAAGAUCUCAGCUAAUUUUAAACCUUGAUGUUUUUUUUGUAUUAUCGAUUUUAAGAUUUAAAAUUUUUAAAUUUGUUUUACUUGUAAACAUAUUUUACUUUUUUCGUAAUUAUUAAUUAAUUAGUUAGAUUAAUGCAUGAGGGCCCCACUGAAAACCGCCUUGGCGAGUUGGGCUCCCUCUAUAAAUAUUAUUAUUAUUAUUUAUUAAACAUAACUGAAAUCAAUAUAAAAUAUGAAAAUACACAUAUGUGCAUUAUUUUCCCUGCCCUACUAUAAAAUAUGAUAAGUGUGAUUUAAUGCAUUUUCAUGUGACCAUUAUGAUAUUACUCCCACUUUGACACUAGCACAAGUUCAAGCGUAAAACAAUUCUUUGCCUUGUUCAGCUUUGCACUUGCUGGACUGCCAUUCCUGUUUGAAGCACAGACUACACUGGACAUGAAAUCUGUGAAUUUGAUUCCUUGCAUUGGCAUCCAGAUAAGAAUUAGCUCCAUCAGAUACAAUGUAUUUGUAUGCUAACAAAAAUCAUAAAAUAUAAUGUUAUCAUUCCUUUUCUAUCCAAAAGAUUUCUUUCCUUCUUGAAUAUAAAUUCGUAUCCAUCACACUUUGGAAAUUCUGAAUAUCUAAAGGGGUAUCACUAGUUGUGUGCAACAACAAAAUGCCAUAGGAGUAACUUUCCACUGUCCACUAGAAAUAACUCUUUUGAUACUCUGGGUCUCAUAUAUUCAAUGUUUGUGCACAUGAAUUUAGGAGCACUUAUGGCUUGCCAAUGUCAGUUUGGCUGUGUAUACACAGUAGUAGUGUAUAUAGUCAUCUAUCAUAGACUGCACAAGUUGGAAUUGAUGCUCCUGGUGUUGCAAGAUGACAAGUUAUGGAAAAUUUCAUUUGCCUUUUGCCUGUUGCAGGAUUUCCCUAUGAGAUGCUCAGCACAAAACCUUGUUGAUUCAAGUGAUCGUUAUUGAGGACAACUGCAUCGUCACAUUCAAACCAGUUGCACUUUUCACUCAAGCCAUAGCAGAGCUGGUACAAAAUGGCGACUAUCUGUUUUUUAUUUAACCCUAUGCUGUCUGCAGAAUGUGAAGGGUCUGUCACUCCAUCCUGAACUGCAUCAAAUAGCCUUGGUGCCCCAGAAGACACACAGACAAGCUUUAAUUUUAUUGAGUCAUACAUUGGCUCACUUGAAGCUAUCAGGCUUUAAGAUCCUUAAGUUCUCCACAUGUUGAAAUUGAAUGAACAGGAAAAGUUAGAGCUAAUUUUCUCUCAUUUUCAAUUUCUUAAUCUUCAACUCAUAAGACCUUGGCCCCAAAUAGAUAUGGGUUAGUCAAGGGAGCUAAGCCUUAUUAGUUAUAUAUUAAAUAAUUAACACAUCUGCAGUAAAAAAUACCAACAACAAAAUUUCUGAAAAGCAAAAAUGAGUGCAAGCAUGGAAGUACCAGAAGCAGAAAAUUCACUUCAAUAUCUCAGGGAGAAAAUGCAGUUUUAAAUAUGACUUUGAUCUUUACUAUUUUAAGUAUUUUCACUGUUGUGUGCAUAUUUGCAGUUUUCUAGUAUGUAGAAGUGUGGGGAGUAAAGGGAAGGAUUUUUCAUUGUUAGGGUUACCUCAAUAAAACACAUCUGUAAUAUGACACAUCUUGUACCACUCUCCUCUCUUGGCUCAUCUAAUUCUUUAUUUUAGAGGUAUAAGGGCCAUCUUGGAUUCAAGAGCCUCCAUAUUACAAAAUUCUGCCUACACCCCUGAAUAAGUUAAGGCAUCACAUACAUUUAAUAGAUGUCAUUUCUAGAGUUUGGGUCUUUAGUUUUAUAUCAUCUAGUCAAAAAUGGAAAGAUACAAUUUCGUAGCCCUGGGUGGGAUAUCUUUGAAAUUUUAUCAGUCACAGAAUCAGGGCACUGCACCUCGUCUGGACACUGGUGGUUAGGAUAGGGUAUCUCUGAAAAUUAAUCACUGGCAGAAUCACUGCACUAAGGUUCUGGUUGCACAUCUCUAAACAACAGGGCGUUCCUGAACCAUAACUGACGUGGAAUCGUAUUAUUGCAAGGAGAUUGUCGCAUAGCAGUUAGAAUUUUUUUCACAGCGUUUUAUUCAAAUCUUAAGCGUCGGACGUUUUGUACUCGGUCACAACUUAUAUGAGAUUUUUUCCCAGUUGCCCACACAGAACCCCAUCAAAGCGUAAAAUUGUGAAUGAUCUGCGACUUAUUAGCCUUGAGACCAAUCUCGCAUAUAGAACGGAUGACUAAGACGAUGGUAAUUUUUAAAAGAGGCGCCAUUUUUCUUUGCUGCGUUCGCUGCGAUCCAAUACCACCACAAACUUCCGUCCAGCGGCUCGCGCAUACUCGCAACGUUACCACUUGCUGUUGAUAACAGGGAUCACUUCAUAUUUGGCACCUCAAAGCGCAUGUCUCUUAGGAGAGCCGCUGCAAAAAUCCAGGAGCACAUUGCAGACGCUGAUUUCUUAGUUACUCACUCUGGAGCACAUGAUACAGAGUUUCUAGACAGCUGUGGAGUCUCUAUAUCAGGGAAGCUCAUGUUCGACACUCAGAUCCUUGCUACAGCGUUACUUCCAGACGGACCACCGCUCUACAGUCUGAGGCGGUUGCUGGAAGACUUGGAAAUUAAAUUUGAUGAAAAGAUUCUCCAUAAUGGCGGAAAUGAUGCUGUCAAUACUAUGAAAGUAUUUCUAACCUUGACGCAGCACGUACUUUGA